CUGCGUUCACUGUUGAGGCUUGAGCGAUGAUAAAAAAAAAACAUUUUGUUUACGUUCAACAAUUUCCAGAGUAUAUUUUCCAAAUUUUUAUAUUGUAAACCGUUCCGAUAGUGUCCUGAGUAAUUAUAAACAGAUUGUUGUAAAUGUAGCGCCUCGUAGAUCUUCAAUAUAUAAGCACGGUAAAAUUUAUGUUAAAGUUUUAUGCGAAAAUCGGGCCGGCAAAAUGGACUUGGUGUACUCGAUAUUCCGCAAACAAGCGUGGAAAACACAAUUUCAAAAUGAACAGAUGGAAGAGGAUAUGUGCUUCAAAUGUUUGGCUAAAAUAUCAGCCAACAACGUCGUCGCUUGGGUAACUACUUUUGAUUUGGACGAUCACGUCAACAUUAAUUGGGGUUCACAUGUCUACAUAGCUGACCUUAAUGUUCCAUGGAAAUAUCACAAGAUUAUGUCCAAUAAUUGUACCAUAACUACUUUAGAGUGGGAUAUGUAUGGGUAUUCACUGUUGAUCGGUGACAAGAAUGGUAUAGUAUCGGUAUGGACUUGUAGUACAGACCACAAUCUUACAAACUGGAUACAAGUUGGUUCCAAAGACUUCCGUGGUGAACCUAUUAUAGCCGGUACGUUUUUUCAUCUAGGCAAAAAGUUGAUGCUAGUUAAUGAUAAAGCUGACAAUAUAAACUAUUUUGAGAAAUUCACUUAUGUGCGAUUCACACCUUCUUUACGAGCAUGGGGUGGUACAGGACUGCCUGGUUGCUUAGUUGUAUCUGCAACAGGGAUGAUUGCAGCUCUAUUAAUAAAUGAUUGUGGUGAACCGAUGAUUUCAGCGACAAAUAGUUUAGCUGUAGCGAGAUAUCGUAUAUCUGUUGUAGAUAUUAGCUAUAGACAAAAUGGAAAUUUUCUUAUUGUAACUUCAGAUGGACGACCACGGUCGCCAAUUCAUUGUUAUGAAGUAUCCGUAAAGCUGCUUAAUGAAAAAAGUUGCACCAUAGUAUCUCAGUGGUUGCCUAGCUUUUUCCUGACGUUUAAUGAAACCAUUGACAGAGUUAUAUCACAUGUGAAGUUUUUAUUACGCGAAGGUUCUGAAUCUCUUGUAAUUGGCAGCAACAGCAGUAACGGAUGCAUUAUAGAAACAUGGGAAUUGGUGAAAAAAAGUAAUCCCAUCAAUAAGGUAUUUAAAAAACUGAUCACUGAAGAUCAUCCAACUGUCGGCUGGAUAAAAAAGAAUUCAUUUACAGUCGGUGCUCAACUAACAGCACUAGCAACACCUAAAAUGUCAAUAUCGUACAAUCAAUCAUCAAGCAGUCAAUACGUAGUGGCCGCAUUUAGCAAUCAUCAGGUUUGUUGUUUGUCAAGAGAUUUGACACAACAAUGUUUGUUUGAACUGAGCAGUUAUUGCGAAGACAAUAUUGGAAAAAUAGGAUUAAAUCAUAGUUCCAACAUACAGUUUUCAGAUCUAGAUAUAUCUUAUUUAGGAAAUGUAUUUGUUGUUUGUGAUAAUAUGGGUAAUUUAUAUUUAUUUCAACUACUGUCUGUAGCAGAACUAAAUGGACCAUUAACAGUUGCAUAUGCCACAUUACAACUAGAAUACUGUUUGGUGACCGGUCUUGAUUGGUGGGACUUAGCGAUAUCGUUAAGGCCAAACAUGCUGGAGGCGGUUUGCAAUCGUUUUACUGAGAACUUUCAAAAACAGUCGCAAGUCCUUCAACAAAAAGAGUAUACUUCCUAUUUGAGCAUUCGUUCUUUUCUGUAUAAAAUGAUGCCUGGAGCACAGUUCAAGCGAUCAGACCUCAUGCACUUGAUGACACUUCAUUCCAUAUCAAAUGCAUUCAAGAAUGUAUUACGUGUAAGUGAUAUCAUGGCGGAUCGGGAUCCAGCUGAGAGCCUUACCACAGUUCUUAAAGAACCCAUUGUCGACAUUGACAAGAUUUUACCAAGCUUAGGAGGCAAAGAUUUUACUGUCGAACCCAGUACUCUACAAUCACUUCAUCAACUUAUCCAAUGGGUUGCACAGCUUGCUCUAAACGUAGUUUCUAGAAUACCAGAAUCGCGUGAUACUACUGGUUACAAUCUUUUAAAUGAUUUUUACGCUAUUAACACAAUACGAGAACUACUAGUUAUGAUACGUAUUUGGGGAUUACUGAGGCCUAAUUGUCUUCCGGUGUUUAUAAAAAACAUUGAUAAUUUAGAUGUUCUUUCUGUUACAUUCCGAUUAUUGUCACGUUUUGUUCAACUUUGCGGAGAUCAUGACGAUAUGUUAUUUGAUGAAUGUUAUACACUUCAAAGCCAAGUCGUCAUUAAUCCUAUUUCGUCAGUAGCUGCAGGAAUUCAUGAAGUUGCGUCGCCUGCCCUAUACUAUCAACAUUUGCCUCUCAAACUCGUUUUUGGACAAGAACCAGAUUGUUUGAGGUACAAUACGUCCACCGUUGACACAAUCUCUAACGGCAAACAGCACUCCGACUAUGUAAAUGAUUACGAUGUGAUCAGAAACGUUUACAUUGGAAAGUGUCCAUUGACUGUUAAACAAUGCAAUCGAUGUGAGGGCAAGAUGCAAUUAGUUGGUAGCUCAAGAACCGCAGCAAUAAGAGUUUGGGAAAACAGGUGGGCAAGAAAUUGUCGAUGUGGUGGUAGGUGGCGAACUGUCAAAGUCGGGGGCUAACAAAUAAUUUUUAGUGAAAAAGAAAAUUAAAAAAAUUACUAUUAUAUUUUAUGAUAUCAAUAGUCCAAAUGUUAAACAUAUAUUUUAUAGUAUUUUCCGACCCGCAAUUGACAUAAUAUACUUUUAAGUGUAUUUCCAUUUACAAGUUUAGUCAUUAAUUUAUUAUUAUUAUUAUUAUUUUUAAAAAAGCUGAAAUUGCUACAAUAUUAACAUUAUACUUUUUUUAAAUUUAUUACUUUAUUAUUUUGUUAAAUAUUUUAUUGUUUUAUAUUGUAAUUAACUAAUAAUAGAUAAAUCAAUUGUGUUGAAUUUAGUGUAUCAUUUGGGGUGAUGUUUUAUUGUCCUUUUAGGUAUAAGAUCAUUUUACAAUAAAUUUUGAUCUCUGAAACAUGGGUACGAUACAAUCUAUGUUAAUGUAGAAACCACAAUAUUAUUGUCAUUGUAUUUAAAAAAUGUAUAUUGUCUAAUUAAGUAUGAUUAUCUUAUUUAAUAUAAGAAUAAUUACAGUAUAAUUGAUAAGCAAUUUUUUUUAUUGUAUUAUAUAUUUUAUUAAGUUACAUUAAUAAUGUAUAUAACUCAUCGAAGGAUAACAAUAUAUUUUAUACAUAUAAUGGUGGAUAUAUACUUGACUAUAAUUAAAUGUAGUAAUUUGUUUAUUUUUGUUUUGUAACUUUUUUUU
This is a messenger RNA of Adelges cooleyi (spruce gall adelgid), 3335 nucleotides long. RefSeq names its product mediator of RNA polymerase II transcription subunit 16 (gene MED16). NCBI's taxonomy places the organism in Eukaryota, Metazoa, Arthropoda, Insecta, Hemiptera, Adelgidae. The record is from RefSeq and is a predicted model, not a curated record. The transcript has a single exon. Gene Ontology annotation, biological process: positive regulation of DNA-templated transcription. Gene Ontology annotation, cellular component: mediator complex. Bases 224 to 2656 code for a protein of 810 amino acids.